ACAAUGAGAAAUGACACCGUGGUAACAACAUUCAUUCUCCUAGGACUGACCGAUGAUCCAAACUGGCAAAUUGUAAUUUUCUUUUUUCUAUUUAUAACAUAUAUAUUGAGUAUCAUCGGAAAUCUGACAAUUAUCUUGCUCACUCUGUUGACUUCCAAACUCAAGACACCCAUGUAUUUCUUCCUUCGGAAUUUUUCAUUUUUAGAAAUGUCAUUCACAUCUGUCUGCAUUCCUCAGUACCUAUUUAGCCUUGUGACUAGGGAUAAAACUAUUUGCUAUGAGGCUUGUAUGACACAACUAUUUUUUGCCAUGUUGUUUGGCAUAUCAGAGUUUUUCCUGUUGGCUGCCAUGUCCUAUGACCGCUAUGUGGCCAUCUGCAAACCCCUUCACUAUACGACAAUUAUGAACAGCAGAGUUUGUACCCAGCUUGUUGCUGCCUGUUGGUUGGUCGGCUUGUUAAUUGUGUCUCCUGGACUUAUCUUGUGCUUGGGGUUGGAAUUCUGUGAUGACAAUCUUAUUGAUCAUUUUGGAUGUGACCUUUCUCCUUUCCUAAAACUCUCCUGCACAGACACACGGACCAUAGAUUUGUUAGGCUUUAUUUCAGCCAUUUUCAUAUUGCUGAUUACAUUGACAUUGGUGAUACUCUCCUACGUAUGCAUCAUCAGAACAAUUCUGAGAAUCCCUUCUGCCCAGCAGAGGAAGAAGGCUUUUUCUACCUGUUCCUCCCACAUGAUUGUUGUCUCCAUCUCUUAUGGCAGCUGCAUUUUUAUGUAUAUCAAGCCUUCUGCACAGGACACAGUUGCUUUAAACAAGGGGAUAGCUGUACUCAACACAUCAGUGGCACCUGUCCUAAAUCCUUUUAUAUAUACCCUCAGAAAUAAACAAGUGAAAAAUGCCUUAAAUGAUAUCAUUCAAAAAUUUAUCUUCUUUACCUUAAAAAAAUAA
This is a messenger RNA of Echinops telfairi (small Madagascar hedgehog), 945 nucleotides long. Its product is annotated as olfactory receptor 6C74-like. The transcript has a single exon. NCBI's taxonomy places the organism in Eukaryota, Metazoa, Chordata, Mammalia, Afrosoricida, Tenrecidae. The coding region runs from base 4 to 945 and encodes 313 amino acids. Gene Ontology annotation, cellular component: membrane. Gene Ontology annotation, molecular function: G protein-coupled receptor activity; olfactory receptor activity. Gene Ontology annotation, biological process: G protein-coupled receptor signaling pathway. The record is from RefSeq and is a predicted model, not a curated record.